AUGCGUGUCUCCGUAUCAGCUCAGGCUGUAAUCUUCAGCCUCGCCUUUCCCUUCCUCACCACCGCUGCCGAUGAUGCGAGCUACAAUGUGUCCCUGCCCUUCCGGCCCAAUAACGUGACACUCCUUCACGACCCGUAUUACUGGGUGGGCUCGUACUACAAUGGGACCACCGAGUUGAAAUUGAUGCCCUAUACGGGCUUGGCUGCGAACGACAGCACCCAGUGCCCGUUGCUCGCCAACACUACGACCACCGUGCAAUAUGACACGAUCCUCGCCCUUACUGAGCCGAGCAUACUCAACAACAGCAGCGACCCCGUGAACGCCUUCCUCAUGCUCUGGGACACCGGCUUUGACUUAUCUACAAUCACUAGCUUUGGCUGGCCACUGUAUGAUCUCCCCUCUUUGCAAUGGACCUUUGCUUCCUCUGAACCUACGUACCCCGGCCUUUUGGACGGUACUGACCUCUUUGAGUGGACGCUGAGCACUACUCAGAGCCCACCCUACCGUCUCUCGAGCACCAUCACUACAUACUAUAAUGGCGCGGGCGGCCUCCAAGCCAACAUGACCAACUGCACCAGUGCAGAGAUAGUUCCGUGGCUGAUCGACCUGGGCCCCUGGGCCCCGGACAACAACUUCGUCUAUGAGUCCGAGUGGCCGGCUAUGACGGUCAGUCUGGAUUUCGACGGCGAGACGGCAAACUACACAAUCCAAGGGUACUUUGACAGCUAUCGGAUCUAUCCGAACGGAACGUCACGAUCCGGGGGAGAAACCACCCACGGGCAGUUCACGUUGCGCUUCGCCGGUGUCCUGGAUGCCUACCAUUCGGACAUCCUGGCCAACGACACCGCCACCCCGAUUUGGCUGCGAACUGUCGGGUUCAACAACAACUCGCUGAACGUCGGCUUCUCCUCGAUUAAUCUCCCCCUCCUCUGGACAUUGCAAAGCGAGGCUGUUGCGCAAAUCCAGGAACUCGGUAUUUUCCCCGGUUCCAGAUACAUACCCUCUCGCUUGGAGUGAUCAUGGAGCGAUAGAGAAAAAAUAAAACCUGACAUGGACUGGUAUGACUGGCAAUGGAUGAUUUACAAAAGGUUUGUUAAAGAAAGAGGUGAAUUGGACGCAGCACCUUAUCAAAGCGAUUUGCGCACGGUAUGAAGGGGUUGGCUUGGCAGACAAUGUUCUUGAUUCCAAGUAAAGAACUUUGCAUGGGCCGAAAAGAGCGUGUAUACUGUAUACAAAAUGGCAUUGUGUAUACCAUCCGCCUCUAACCUCCAUCUUCCUAGUGCAGUGAUAAUCACUCCCUGAUAUUCAAAGUUGGACGGCUAGUAUCAUGACGAUUUCCAGGACGGAAUGGAUAACUGCAACACCACCUGAAGAUGGUUCAUCAUUGUUGAAAAGCAC
Messenger RNA from Aspergillus uvarum CBS 121591, 1398 nucleotides. RefSeq lists its product as uncharacterized. Lineage: Eukaryota; Fungi; Ascomycota; Eurotiomycetes; Eurotiales; Aspergillaceae. The transcript has 3 exons. The record is from RefSeq and is a predicted model, not a curated record. Bases 1 to 1017 code for a protein of 338 amino acids.